Linum tenue is the source of this 720-nucleotide messenger RNA. The record is from the annotation of a GenBank genome assembly. NCBI's taxonomy places the organism in Eukaryota, Viridiplantae, Streptophyta, Magnoliopsida, Malpighiales, Linaceae.
AUGGCAGCAUCCAUCAGCAGCGGCGCUCUUCAACACCAGAACCCAACUUUCCAAUCCACCGCCGUCUUCAACAUCCUCGACCCAAUCUCCCUCAUUCUCUCCCAAAAUUCCUCCGAUUCCUUCGAGCCCAUCCCUCUCAAGCUCACCACCGAGACCUACUUCAUGGAGCGCGGGCCUCGCUACACGGCCUACGCCCACCUCAGGGAAUCCAAGCUCCGUACCAAGAUCCCCUCCACCACCACCGCCGCCGCCGUGUCGGAGACCGAGUCCUGGAGGCAGACCACUCCGCCGCCGAAGAAACAGGUCAAAUUCAAACACCAACCGCUCAAUCUUCCUGCCCCUGUUUCCAGAAGGGCUUCUGGGUACGGCGCUUCGUCUAUGCUGGCUCAGUCGGUGCCGGAUUUCUCGGCGACGCUGAGGAAGGAGAACAGGAAGCCCAAGCCGGCGCCGGUGAUGGUGGGGCACCUGACGCCUCCGCCGUGCAAGAGCGGGUCGAAGAUGCAGGGCGUGUUGUCUUCGAGAGGGAGCAAGUCCGUUGGGUCGGGGGAGAAGAGGAGGGGAAUGGGAAACGGCGGCGGCGGCGGCGGAUUGAUGGCGAGGAAGAGCUACGCGAAUUUGGAGGAAUUGAAGGGAUUGUCGGCGGCGGCGUCAAAUUCCAGGGGAAAUGUUGGUGGGAGAGGAAUUGGGAAUGGGAAGGCCGUACUUGGGUACAGACACUAA